CCGGGUGGUGACGACCUCACAGGCCUUCUCAGUUUCCAUGGUAGGGUAGCUAUGGAAAUGUGGUGCCCUUGGGGAAAGUUCUCUAUCAUUUCUCUACGAGAUACCAAUCUGUUUGGUUGCCUGAGAGAGAAUGUCUGACCGGAUCUUCUAUAUUAACUCUAACUUAUCCUCUGUCCCCUGGGAGGGCUGCACUGCAGCACCGCUGCCUCCCACUUCUCCUCUCCAUGGUUACUACCAUGUCCUCUACCGAGGGUAUGGAGAAGCACAGGUGGGCUGGCAUGGGGAGACGUACUGCUUGGUUGGCGGCUACCGGCUCCACGGAGAUGCUCCUUUGCCCACACCAGCAAAGGCCGAAGCAGAGAAGCCAGCCCCCAGAGUUCCCAGCCUGGCUCCUAAGAAGCAGCAGGCUCCCAAGAUAAGUCAGACUAUGAUGGAGGCAGACAAAGAGUCAAGUUGCCCUAGCUCCAAAAUUCCAUGCUUGCAGCCUAGUGGCAGGAGGCAGUCCCAGAAAAACCUUGCUGGCUGAGCCACUCUACAGAACAGAGAAAUGCUGAGCUUCCCGAGACAUCUGUCCACCACUGAAGAUACAAUUUCAGCCAUUCUGCCUAAGCCUCCCUCAGCAAAAAGCCCCUUCCAUCCUAACUGGCCCUAGGCAAGGAGCCUUAGAAACUGACACUGCUUUGAACAUUUCAGGGCUGACGCUGGCCUGGAAGAACAUGCAAUUUCCUCUACUCAAUCCUCUAGAGUUCCUUCUUAGGCAGAAGAAAGAAAAGUUUGCCCUCUGCUAGCUGAGGAGUCAGGUGCAGAGAGAGUGUUCAGAGCAGCCCAGCAGGGGCCUGGUCUA
Nycticebus coucang (slow loris) is the source of this 844-nucleotide messenger RNA. RefSeq names its product DPEP2 neighbor protein. The record is from RefSeq and is a predicted model, not a curated record. The transcript has 2 exons. The coding region runs from base 131 to 526 and encodes 131 amino acids. Lineage: Eukaryota; Metazoa; Chordata; Mammalia; Primates; Lorisidae.